This is a messenger RNA of Hemicordylus capensis (graceful crag lizard), 1651 nucleotides long. RefSeq names its product solute carrier family 25 member 26 (gene SLC25A26). Gene Ontology annotation, molecular function: S-adenosyl-L-methionine transmembrane transporter activity. Bases 101 to 904 code for a protein of 267 amino acids. NCBI's taxonomy places the organism in Eukaryota, Metazoa, Chordata, Lepidosauria, Squamata, Cordylidae. Gene Ontology annotation, cellular component: mitochondrial inner membrane. The transcript has 10 exons. The record is from RefSeq and is a predicted model, not a curated record. Gene Ontology annotation, biological process: transmembrane transport.
GGUCAUGUGACAGUCGGGGAACGGAGGAUUGUAAUAUGGCUGCGCCCAUGUGCAGCAAGUGUUUGGUGCAUUUGCUGUGUGGUUGAAGUCUCGUGUCCGCAUGGAUCGGGGGGAUUUCUGGGUUUCCCUGACGGCCGGUGGACUAGCUGGAGUGUGCGUCGACCUGAUAUUGUACCCUUUGGAUACAGUCAAAACUAGACUGCAGAGUCCUCAGGGAUUUAAGAAGUCUGGUGGUUUUCAUGGCAUCUAUGCUGGCGUUCCAUCUGCUGCUGUGGGGUCUUUUCCAAAUGCUGCUGCCUUUUUUGUCACAUAUGAAUACAUGAAAGCCAUGCUUCACACAGAUGCAUCUCCAUAUUUAGCACCAGUGACACACAUGUUGGCUGCCUCUUUUGGAGAAGUAGUUGCUUGUCUAAUACGGGUUCCCUCUGAAGUUGUGAAACAGAGAGCCCAAGUUUCUCCCUCCUCCAGUACCUUACGGAUCCUUUCCAACACUGUAUAUGAAGAGGGUAUUCUAGGACUUUAUCGAGGUUAUAGAAGUACGGUAUUAAGAGAGAUUCCUUUCUCUCUUGUGCAGUUUCCUUUAUGGGAAUCCUUAAAGGAUCUCUGGUCAUGGAAGCAAGGGCACGUGGUCGAUUCUUGGCAGUCUGCAGUCUGUGGAGCUUUUGCAGGUGGAUUUGCAGCUGCAGUCACCACCCCUCUGGAUGUAGCCAAGACAAGAAUUAUGCUGGCAAAGGCUGACUCCAGAACUGCAAGUGGGAAUGUGUUGUCUGCUCUGCAUGGAGUAUGGAAGACCCAGGGAAUAUCUGGGUUGUUUGCAGGCGUGGUCCCUCGAAUGUCGGCCAUUAGUCUCGGAGGCUUCAUCUUCCUUGGGACAUAUGACAAGAUCCGCAGAUUGCUCUUGUGAGUUAGUUAUGGGACUCAAACUGAACAGCUGAGGAAACCGCCUAAGAAAACACACAUUCAUGAAGAUAUUCAUUUGCCUUCCCACAAGGUUCAUUUCCCCCUCCUCUGCCUCCUGUGGUUUAGUAGCUGUUCAACAGCUUGGACUCUAUUCUCACUGGGUCUCCCCCCCACCCCAACUUAAUUCUAUUUCCCUAAUAUAAAAUUUCCCUGUAUGGAAACCCCUGUUCUAGCUAUGAGCUCAUGGGAAGGGGUGUGCCAAGAGAGGCAAUAUCUGGGGGCAAAUGGCUCAUUUUAUGGGCUCCAGCCUUUUGCCUGAAAGGCGUUAUUAUUAGAAUUCAUUUAGGAAGAAUGAUGUGCAAAUGAGAAGAGCGUGAUUUGAGCAGCAUGACUGGAAUCAGAGGAGGAGUCCUUCAUUUUGUGACGCCUGAAUUGUAGCACUGAGGAAGACGUCUCCAUUUACGUAACCGUAGGCCUGCUAUGCUCCAAAGAACAGGCAAAAGAUACUGUGUGUUAUUUCCUUUUAAGAAAGAGAGAGAGAGAGAUUGAAGGGAGGAAAGGCCAUUUGUUUCUAGUUUGAAGCCCAUUUGGAAAGUUUAGCCCACUGUUCAUACCUGCAGGUGCAUAGCAAGCAUUCUUGCUUGGAUAAGCAAGGCUGCCUUUUUUAAUUAGACUCAGAUUUCUCCACUAAAAGUACAAUGUUGUAUUAUUUUACAUGUCUAACAAUGAAGCCUAUGAAAAACGAAACAAA